GAUAGAGACACUGUAUGUGUGAGUGUGAGAUGGACUGAGUGAGAGGGCGCUCUGUGUCGACCAGUGCUGCCGAUAGCAUUGAAAAUACGAUUUUAAAGUCGCUAAAUCAAGAAGAAAACAACAUAAUACCGUUAAUCAACCUUUCCCCUCCCACUCCAAACACACUAACACGGCAUUGAUGGUAAUGUAUGCGAGGAAACAACCGAGACUCGGCGAUGGGUGCGACCGAAGAGAUUCUCAGCCCUAUCAGGCUCUCAAAUACUCAACCAAGAGCCAUCCAGGAGGGGACCACCGGCAUGAAAAGAUGCGAGACUCGUCAGAUGUCACUCCUCCCUGCAAAAUGCUCAGGAGGUCUGACAGCCCUGAAAACAAACACAUCGACAGCACAGGGCACAACAGAGCAAAGGCUGUCCAUACGCACCGGGCCAGAGACAGGGAUGGAGGGACCAGUUAUUCUCCACAAGAAAAUUCUCACAACCACAGUUCCCUUCAUAGCUCCAACUCACAUUCUAACCCCAGCAAGACCUCAGACACACAUCACGAACCGGGUGACGACUGGUCAGAGCACAUCAGCUCGUCUGGAAAGAAAUACUAUUACAACUGCAGGACAGAGGUGUCCCAGUGGGAGAAGCCCAAAGAAUGGUUGGAGAGAGAACAGAGGCAAAAAGAGGCAACAAAGACUGCGGUUGUCAACAGUUUCCCCAAAGACAGAGACUACAGAAGGGAGGCUAUGCAAGCAUCGGCACCCCCUGGCUUCACUGCUGCUAAGUCAGCCCAGGUGGAGAAGCCUACAGCGACCCAUGCCACCCAGUCCCACUCAUCAUCCUCUGGCUCAGGGAGCUUGAACCCCUCAUCGGGUCCCCCUGGAUCAUCUGCCUCCACGGUGCCCGUGUCCCCGGUCCUGCAGUCCCCGGUCCCCCCACUACUCCAGGACCCCACCCUGCUUCGCCAGCUUCUCCCAGCACUUCAGACUGCCCUGCAGCUCAACAACGCUAGCGUGGACAUGGCGAAAAUCAACGAAGUUCUCACAGCUGCUGUCACACAAGCUUCAUUACAGUCGAUGCUCCAUAAGAUCCUCACUGCUGGACCAUCAGCGUUCAACAUCACUACUAUCCUCUCUCAAGCUGCUCAACUCUCAAGCCAAGCAGCUCAGCAAUCGAACCAGUCGCCCAUGUCGUUAACAUCGGACGCCUCAUCGCCCAGGUCUUAUGUGUCUCCGAGGAUCAGCACACCACAGACCAACGCUGGUCCCCAUAAACCCCUCCUCAGCACGCAGCCUGUCAUCUCACAGUCAAAAGUGAGCACGCAAGCGGGGAAGCAGGCGUCUCAUUCCCAGCCCACAUCCCAACAGUCCCUCUCCAUCGACAAGCAGCACAGUCACCACGAUGCCACCACGGCCUCCCCGCGCACCCUCCACCGCCAAGGCAGUCAGAGGAGUCCCUCCCCGGGUCCCAACCACGUGUCCUCCAGCAGCAACGCCUCCAACUCUGCCUCCGCUCCCUCCGCCGCUUCAGCAUCCCGACCCUCCUGCACUUUCACCCCCGCCCUCGCCGCCCACUUCAACGAGAAUCUCAUUAAACAUGUGCAGGGUUGGCCUGCCGAACACGCAGAGAAGCAGGCAUCAAGACUACGUGAAGAGGCUCACACCAUGGGAAGCAUCUGCAUGUCUGAGAACUGCACCGAGCUCAAAAACCUCCGGUCCUUGGUCAGAGUCUGUGAAAUACAAGCAACAUUGCGUGAGCAGAGGAUACUGUUUCUGAGACAGCAAAUCAAAGAACUUGAAAAGUUGAAGAAUCAGAAUUCCUUCAUGGUCUGAGAACUUCUGGUUUGCGAGUUGAAGCGAGAGUUUGGAGGUGGGGUGGAGAAAAGGGGGAAGACCCAUUGCACAUAGUUGGAAGCUGGAGGGGAGAGCAGUUGUUCAGUUCCUCUUGAGCCCAGUCUUAAACACAAACACACAGGAGCUGCAGUCGGGUCGGCUUUGGACCGUUUGGGGCCGGGAGAACCAAGAGGGGAAAACACGGACGAGCUGUCGGAGGGGGAGGGGCGGGGGCGCUUUACAAGACUCGGUUUUGUAAAAAUAACCCACGGCGGAGGAGGGGGAAAAAAAUGUAGAUUUCUUGUAGAUGUUAUUAUCUAUGUUGUAAAUAUGUUUUGUAGAUUGAAGCCAUGGAAAGCCAUGCCUAUCAAAGCUUUUGACAUCCAAAACUAAUCAACGCCUAGGCGGCUACGUUCAUUAGCUAGCCUUUUCCUUCAUGUUAACUCGUCUGCAGACUUAAAAGCUUCAUUUUUGUCAAAUCAUAGAUCACCGAACCAUUGAGCAUGUGCGACCUGCACGUAAAACGGAGGAGGAUGUUUUGAAAGCCAUUUAUAUACACAAAAGCAGAACACACUGGUGUCAAACGUAGUUCCUUUUCCUUAGAUAUCCAUUAAUCCGUCUAGAUUCUCUUCCUGUGCCCUCUCUCUGGGUGAACUGUACUCGGGCGUAAACAUCCACUUCCUGCAGGUCUAUCAUGGCUGCUCACAACGGUUCAGCGAUCUACUCGCAGCUUCUGGUGGCCCUGCAUGUCCCAGUCUGAAAAAAACAGUGCCUGGUGGUGUGGUGGAGUGAGUGAUUUAAAAAAAUUAAAUAAAAUGACUUGAGAGAUGCGAUGGCGUGCUGCUUUGGACCAUUCCCACUCCCCUCCCCCUUGGCCUCAGCCCUGCCCUGCCACACCCUCUCCUCGAGGCAUCAACACUUCACACCCUCUUUUUUCUUUAUGUUCCAACAGUUUUUCGGUUUCCUCUUUUAUUUCUGACAUUUUCAAGCUGAGGUGGGUACCACUGGUUCAUUCCUUUGUACAGUCGCUAACACACAGUGGAGUUUUAAAGAAGAGGACACAGAAUAAAAAAUUAAAAAAAAGGUUUUAUUUAUAAGAGUUGUAGUGACGAGCAUUUUCAUCUGUUCAGGAGUGGUACUCCGGCGACAGCGGGUUUAGAGGCGGAUGUACGCGGAUCACCUCUUGUGUCAGAGCAGGGCAACAAGAGGUCACAAGGUCAAAUGUGAAAUGUAUGUAUUGUAAUAAAGAUGUUCAACUAAAAAGCAAGCACUGGUUAUUUUCUUGGAGUAUUAAAAAGGUUUGGUUCAUACGCUAGUGCCUUGUUGAAAGUCUUAAAGUCUCAUUUUACCUGCAACACUUUAAUUUCAUCCUGUUUGACCAACACAAACAGAUCUUCAACAUGCACAGGCUUGUUUUUCUUCGAGCACGUCCCAUCCCUCCCUCCCUCCCUCUCUGACUUGUUUGUUCCCCACUGUUGAAGAGCCGGGUCCUGAGCUGCAAAAAGGCCUGUUGUUUUUCCCCACCGUACUAUCUAUUGAGUCUAUAACUGAACUGCACCACACAUUCAGUAAAGGUGACCACAGCAUUGCUUUGUAUAUUGUUUCCUGAAGUAUAUUGACAACUGAAAUAAAAUAUGCCUCUCCAGGG
This is a messenger RNA of Sebastes umbrosus (honeycomb rockfish), 3464 nucleotides long. RefSeq names its product WW domain containing adaptor with coiled-coil a (gene waca). The transcript is spliced from 13 exons. Gene Ontology annotation, cellular component: nucleus. Gene Ontology annotation, molecular function: RNA polymerase II complex binding; chromatin binding. Bases 179 to 1816 code for a protein of 545 amino acids. The record is from RefSeq and is a predicted model, not a curated record. Lineage: Eukaryota; Metazoa; Chordata; Actinopteri; Perciformes; Sebastidae. Gene Ontology annotation, biological process: regulation of autophagy; positive regulation of TORC1 signaling.